Myxocyprinus asiaticus (Chinese sucker) is the source of this 2854-nucleotide messenger RNA. It is a transcript of the gene afg3l1, whose product is annotated as AFG3-like AAA ATPase 1. Lineage: Eukaryota; Metazoa; Chordata; Actinopteri; Cypriniformes; Catostomidae. The record is from RefSeq and is a predicted model, not a curated record. The coding region runs from base 115 to 2403 and encodes 762 amino acids. Gene Ontology annotation, cellular component: membrane; m-AAA complex. The transcript is spliced from 16 exons. Gene Ontology annotation, molecular function: ATP binding; metalloendopeptidase activity; ATP-dependent peptidase activity. Gene Ontology annotation, biological process: protein-containing complex assembly; mitochondrial protein processing.
CUGUCAGUCUAAAUGUCAUUCAGAGCUGCAGUUACUCAACUGAUGGAGAUCAGAUGAGAUCGGACUGACUUCAGUGAGAUCUGGUCGCUCAGAGGGGUUUUCAGGACUUAGAUCAUGGCAGGGCUGCUUUCGGCGGCUGCUGCUGUCGCUGUGCGCUGUGGAUCGAGAGCUUUACUGCGCUUCAACACACGAGCUGCUGCUGGGACUUAUAGUGCUGCUCGUGCCCGGUUAUUAGCCCUGAAUCAUGUUAAACCUGUAGCAUCCAUAGGAAAUACCUACUCAUUCCCACUCUUAUCCUACUCCACUGAAGCACCAAAAGAUGGCAAACCAGGUGGACCAGAAAAGGGGCCAGGAGGAGGAAGAGGAAGAAAAGGGGGGAGUAAAGACUGGAAGAGUCGGUUACUUCAGGGAGAUGUACCAUGGGACGAUAAGGACUUUCUGUAUAUUUUGAUCACAGCGGGAGGUGUAGCUUCUGUUCUGUUGUACCUGUACCUCAGAGAUCCAGGAAGAGAGAUCACAUGGAAGGAUUUUGUCCAUCGCUACCUGGGUAGAGGGCUGGUUGACCGUUUAGAGGUCGUGAACAAACAGUUAGUCAGGGUCAUUCUGAUACCUGAGGCUGACAACUCUGAAGGAAGCUAUGUGUGGUUUAAUAUUGGCAGUGUGGACACAUUUGAGAGGAAUCUGGAAGCUGCUAAUUAUGAACUGGGUUUAGAACCGUCCCAUAGAGCAGCAGUGGUUUACACCUCAGAGAGUGAUGGGUCUUUUCUAAUGAGCUUCAUUCCCACUCUGCUGCUAAUUGGCUUCUUACUUUUCACCCUGCGUCGUGGACCAAUGGGAGGAGGGAUGGGUGGAGGAAGGGGUGGGCCCUUCAGCAUGAGCGAAUCAACCGCCAAGAUGAUGAAGGACAAUAUAGAAGUGAAGUUUAAAGAUGUGGCUGGAUGUGAAGAGGCCAAAGUGGAAAUCAUGGAGUUUGUAAAUUUCCUCAAGAACCCUCAACAAUACCAGGACCUGGGUGCUAAGAUCCCUAAGGGUGCUGUGUUGUCCGGCCCUCCAGGUACAGGAAAGACGUUGCUCGCUAAAGCUACUGCUGGAGAGGCUAACGUUCCUUUCAUCACAGUCAACGGCUCCGAGUUUCUCGAGAUGUUUGUUGGUGUUGGUCCAGCCAGGGUGAGGGACAUGUUUUCUAUGGCAAGGAAGAAUGCGCCCUGCAUCCUCUUCAUCGAUGAGAUAGAUGCUGUGGGCAGGAAGAGGGGUGGUGGGAAUUUCGGUGGGCAGAGUGAACAGGAAAACACCCUCAAUCAGUUAUUGGUGGAGAUGGAUGGAUUCAAUACUAGUACAAAUGUUGUAGUUCUAGCUGGUACUAACAGGCCUGACAUACUCGAUCCCGCAUUGAUGCGGCCGGGAAGAUUCGACAGGCAGAUUUACAUUGGGCCUCCUGAUAUUAAGGGUCGAGCGUCCAUAUUUAAAGUGCACCUGCGGCCCCUCAAACUGGACCCCGGUCUAGACCGUGAUGGAAUUGCGAGGAAGAUGGCGGCUGCUACACCUGGAUUCACUGGUGCUGAUAUUGCAAAUUUGUGUAAUGAAGCUGCUCUCAUUGCUGCCAGACAUCUAAAUGAAUUCAUCAAUGUGAAGCACUUUGAGCAGGCCAUCGACAGAGUCAUCGGUGGUCUGGAAAAGAAGACACAGGUCUUACAACCCACUGAGAAGAAGACAGUAGCAUAUCAUGAGGCAGGACAUGCUGUGGUGGGCUGGUUUCUCCAACAUGCUGACCCACUGCUUAAGGUGUCUAUAAUUCCUAGAGGGAAGGGUUUGGGUUAUGCACAAUACCUUCCCAGAGAGCAGUAUUUAUAUACACGCGAACAGCUGUUUGACAGGAUGUGCAUGAUGCUGGGUGGACGUGUAGCAGAGCAGGUGUUUUUCAGCAGAAUCACCACCGGAGCUCAUGACGACCUUAAGAAGGUCACACAAUCCGCGUAUGCUCAGAUUGUGCAGUUUGGCAUGAGUGAGAAAGUGGGGCAGGUGUCAUUUGACCUUCCUCGGCAGGGUGAGAUGGUUCUGGAGAAGCCCUACAGCGAGGCCACAGCAGAACUCAUUGAUGAAGAGGUCAGAGAGCUGGUCGACCGGGCCUUCAAGAGAACUCUGGAGCUCAUCACUGAGAAACGAGAGCAUGUGGAGAUGGUUGGUAAGCGUCUACUGGACAAAGAAGUUCUAGACAAAGCUGAUAUGAUCGAAUUGCUGGGACCCAGGCCAUUCGAGGAGAAGUCCACAUAUGAGGAGUUUGUGGAGGGCACGGGCAGCUUUGAAGAAGACACAACUCUUCCAGACGGGUUGAAGGACUGGAACCAACAGCGAGGCGAAAACCAGGAGGAAGCACCAGCAUCACAGGAGAAACAGGCUGCUUGAACUGAACAUUUGAAAUACCUUCACCAUGCCUCCGACUCUUGCCUUACUUACCUCAGUGGGGAGGGCGAGUUUGUUAUAUUGGCUUGAUAUGAGAGGAAACACUUGACUUUUUUUGCCAUUUGCAUUUCACUUUCCUCUUUAACCAAAAGCAGUGACUUCACUGAAUUUGAAAUGCCUUAACUGUACCAAGCAAUGACGUCUGUACACCAACUCAUACUUGGGGACAUGAACAACCUAGAAUUAUGUUUAUUUUUUUUUUAUCCUUCAGUUUUUGCUAUUACAUUAUAAAACUAAAUUCUGUAUUUUAUUCUCAUUUAUCUUCCUCUUUACAGAAGUGGAAGAUGAAAAACAAUCUGUAUAUACUGUAUGUACAAUUUUCAUUUGUGUGUUUUAAGAAAGUUUGAAAGAUAAAUUGUGCAUAUUUAAUUAAAUUAAAUGGGUCAUAUCAUGA